AUGGAAUUUAACUCUAGGGAAGCUGUGAUUGCAGCAGUUAAAGAGUAUACCAUUCAGAGGGGCGUCGAUUAUAGGGUGUAUGAAUCUGAACCGACAACAUUUUAUGCUAAAUGCGUACAUUAUGGAACAAGUUGUGAUUGGCUUAUUAGAGUUAGUCUUAUAAAAAGACAGUAUUGUUUGGUGAUAAAGAGGUAUAACGGUAGUCACACGUGCAUCAGAUCUACCAUCUCUCAAGAUCAUGCCAAACUAGACUCUGGUACAAUUGCAGAAGCGAUAAAAUCAUUAGUUGAAGCCGACCCAUCUCUAAAGGUGAAAUCUAUAAUUGCUGAAGUGCAGUCGAAGUUCAACUAUACAAUAAGUUAUCGCAAAGCAUGGUUGGCCAAGCAAAAAGCAAUUGAGAAAAUAUUUGGUGGGUGGGAAGCUUCUUAUGAAGCCUUGCCAACAUGGUUUGAAGCAAUGGUUGCAAAAGAACCAUUAGCAGCUGUUGAGUACGAAAUUGCAUAUACUUACCGAGGGGAUGAGUUGGUUGAGGAUCUCAAGAUUUUGACGCGAGUCUUUUGGGCUUUCUAUCCUUGUAUUAAAGCAUUCAGAAGCUGCAAGCCGCUGGUACAGGUAGACGGCACACACUUGUAUGAAAAAUAUAAAGGGGCUCUCUUGGUUGCAGUAUCACAAGAUGGAAAUGGAAAUAUCGUGCCUCUUGCAUUUGUCAUAGUCGAGGGUCGUAGUGAUAGAGCAUGGCAAUAUCCGAGGGCUAUUCACAUGUUUUGCAUCAGGCACAUAGCUGCUAACUUCUUGAGAAAGUUCAAAGCGCCAGGAAUGCAGAAGCUGAUUGUCAACAUAGGCUAUUCUAGAACAGUCCGUGAAUUCAACAUGCGUUACGAGAGAUAUUGUGAGCGGGGUGUGGCUUACAAGCAGUGGCUCGACAAUAUUCCUCAGUCACAAUAUGCCUUGGCAUAUGAUGAAGGACAUCGCUGGGGACACAUGACCACUAACCUAGUGGAGUGCAUUAACGGAGUGUUUAACCACUUCUCAAAGCAUAUUAAAGGCACAGUCGCACUCCAGAGAUCUGCACCAUCAUUGAUCUCAAAUGGAAUAAGAUGCGGCGCAAUCCGAUUGGGACUAUAUGCAAACCACACAAACUGUAAAAACACAUUAAAUCUCAAAGUUAUAAAUGAGCAAUCAUGA
This is a messenger RNA of Arachis ipaensis, 1185 nucleotides long. NCBI's taxonomy places the organism in Eukaryota, Viridiplantae, Streptophyta, Magnoliopsida, Fabales, Fabaceae. The record is from RefSeq and is a predicted model, not a curated record.